Messenger RNA from Colletes gigas, 1332 nucleotides. RefSeq lists its product as uncharacterized. The record is from RefSeq and is a predicted model, not a curated record. The coding region runs from base 1 to 1332 and encodes 443 amino acids. The transcript has 7 exons. Lineage: Eukaryota; Metazoa; Arthropoda; Insecta; Hymenoptera; Colletidae.
AUGUCAGUUUAUUCGACGGAUUCCUUAGAGAAUAGGAAUGAAAUUUCGCCGAGGGAGCAGGAAUCAUUGCACGAAUUCAGCAAUGAUUUAAACCUAUCGUCGAUUAAAGUUUCGACCGAUUUAUCACAGGAUGUACCAUUUUGUUUAGAACCGACCAGUGCAUUAUUAACUCGGGGGCAAGAUGCCGGAUCUAAUGAAACCGCGAGGAGGACAGCAGCCAGUAAGAAUGCGAUAAUUGCGAGCGAAGGAAUCGCAGACACGUCGAAGCGACGUCCGCCCCGGCGCCCGGCGUCUUCGAAGAACAGGAAACGAGACGUCACGAAUCGUGUCACAGCGCGAGUAUACACGCAUAAUCGAAAACAGGUGGGAUCAGGCUGUCGGAAAGGUUCCUCGAAGACGUUCUCGGCGAAACGAAGUUGCUGUUCGAAAGGAAACCCGAUGAUACCCGCGAAGCCGAACAAAAAGCUUGGCAACGUGCUCGCCCCGAGGAUGAUUCAGCAAGCGAGGAAGCCGCCGCGCUCCUAUUUGGAGCUUUAUCGCCAGAGAUUCAGUGGAGCACGGUACAACCGAUCCCCGGAGGGAUCCACCUUGUCGGUUUACGGAGACAGCCAACAAGAGCAGCUCACAGACGACGAUACGUGUUUACCGGCUACCCCGAGGGACGAUCGCAGCGAGUUAAGUUUUUACCGUGGUCUAAUCGAGGGAUCCACCAGCGCAGCAGGAUCUUCCGAAACCGUACAUCGAGACGCGUUGGAAGACACGAAAAGGUUCCGUGGUCGCUUGGAACGCAACGCGAUGGCCGACGAUAAAUCCAAGAGUCCCGGCUACCGGCCUUACACCAUCGACGAGUACAAGACUUUGCCAAUACCAAAGCUCGAUCGAUCUCUUGGGCCCGAUAAAGUUGAAAUGCAAGCGAAGAGAGAGUGGCUGACGCGGCAAAGGUCAUACGGGAACUCGGUUAGCGCGCAUAAUCGCCACCGGAUACUGAUGCAGGCGCAAAAGCUCAAGUCGAAGCACGACAUCGCUCAGAAGUGCUUUUUGCCUCCUUUGAAGGAUCAGGAUGCCGAUGUAAAGACGCAAUGCGAGUCUAUCUGUUCAACGACAUUCGAACAAGACCAAGAAACUACUGUUUCCAAGAAUACUAUCGCGAAUUCUAGUAAACAUUCCAAGAAAAAUGUCCACGUCCGUAAAGUAUCCUCGUUGAGCGAGUCGAAAAAAGUCGAGCGUACGUCGAGUCUAAUUGAAGAUCCAUAUUUGGAGUCCCUGAGGCAACGUCAUUUUUACGAGAUGGAGAAGGUGGAUCGUAUUAUAAAUCGAGCGCUGUGCCUUUGA